Messenger RNA from Manis javanica (Malayan pangolin), 2533 nucleotides. RefSeq names its product serine peptidase inhibitor, Kunitz type 1 (gene SPINT1). Gene Ontology annotation, biological process: epidermis development; extracellular matrix organization; epithelium development. Gene Ontology annotation, cellular component: plasma membrane. NCBI's taxonomy places the organism in Eukaryota, Metazoa, Chordata, Mammalia, Pholidota, Manidae. Gene Ontology annotation, molecular function: serine-type endopeptidase inhibitor activity; protein binding. The record is from RefSeq and is a predicted model, not a curated record.
CACCAGAAACUACGGGGAGGAAGUGGUCGAUCCCCAGCGCACCCCGCACCGGGGAGGAAGCGGCGGCCCGAGCCGCUCGCGAAGCCGGGACCGGAACCUCGGCUGGCCGGGCCCCACCCCGCUCACCUGCGCAGGUAACCGGGGCCCGGGAGCGCGAGGUGGAGGCGGAGGCGGAGCCGGCUCGGAGCAUGUUUGGCUCUUUGUUCUGCGCUGGUUCGUGUGUCUGGGUCGCAAGCACUCUCGGAGUCCAGAGGCCCACACUGUGAAGGUGACCCCGUAGGGAGGAGGGCGACGGCCCUUGCGAGGAUGAUGGCCGGCGCCCGCCUCUCCCAGGGCCGCAUUCCUGCGGUGGCCAUGUGGCUUCUGUGCGCGCUCUGUCCCCUGAGCACCCAGGCCGGGCCGCCUCCCUCGCCCCCCGGGUUGCCCGCGGGAGCCGCCUGCCUGGACCGCUUUACCGCCGGGGUGCCUGCCUUCGUGCUCGACACCGAGGCGUCGGUCAGCAACGGGGCCACCUUCCUGGGCUCCCCCACGGUGCGCCGCGGCUGGGACUGCGUGCGCGCCUGUUGCAACACCCAGAGCUGCAACCUGGCCCUGGUGGAGCUUCAGCCCGACGGCGGGGAGGACGCCAUCGCCGCCUGCUUCCUCAUGAACUGCCUGUACGAGCAGAACUUCGUGUGCAAGUUCGCGCCCAGGGAGGGCUUCAUCAACUACCUCACGCGGGAGGUUUACCGCUCCUAUCGGGAGCUGCGGACCCAGGGCUUUGGAGGGUCCCGGAUCCCCAAGGUCUGGGCAGGCACAGACUUGAAGGUACAGCGCCAGGAACCCGUGGUGUUGAAGGGUGUGGGGAACACGGAUUGGCACCUCCUGCAGGGUGACACAGACAUCAGGGUAGAGAGGAAUGAUCCAGACCAGGUGGAGCUGUGGGGACUUAAAGAAGGUACCUACCUGUUCCAGCUGACAGUGGCUGGCUCCAGUGAGCCAGAGAGCACAGCCAAUGUCACGGUCACAGUGCUGUCCACCAAGCAGACAGAAGAAUAUUGCCUGGCACCCAGGAAGGUGGGCCGCUGCCGCGGUUCCUUCCCCCGCUGGUACUACAACUCCACAGAACAGGUCUGCAAGAGUUUCACUUAUGGAGGGUGCUUGGGCAACAAGAACAACUACCUUCGGGAAGAAGAGUGCAAGCUAGCCUGCCAGGAUGUGCAAGGACCCUCCAUGGAAAGGCACCAUCCAGUAUGCUCUGGCACUUGUCAUUCCACCCAAUUCCGCUGUAGCGAUGGCUGCUGCAUCGACAGCUUCCUGGAGUGUGAUGACACUCCCGACUGCCCUGACUCCUCCGAUGAGGCCACCUGUGAAAAAUACACCAGCGCCUUCGAGGAGCUCCAGAACAUCCAUUUCCCCAAUGACAAAGGGCACUGUGUGGACCUGCCAUACACUGGCCUCUGCCUGGAGAGCAUCCCACGCUGGUACUACAACCCCUUCAGCGAACGCUGCGCUCGCUUUACCUACGGUGGUUGUUACGGCAACAAGAACAACUUUGAGGAGGAGCAGCAAUGUCUUGAGUCCUGUCGUGGCAUCUCCAAGAAGGAUGUGUUUGGUCUGCGGCGGGAAAGCUCCAUUCCCAACGUAGGCUCCAUGGAGGUGGCCAUUGCAGUGCUCCUGGCCACCUGCAUUGUGGUGGUAGUGGCUAUCCUGGGUUACUGCUUCUUCAAGAACCAGAGAAAGGGCUUCCACAGAUACCGCCACCGCCACCACGAUCCCCAGCCCCCUACCCCUGCCAGCUCCACAGUCUCCACCACCGAGGACACGGAGCACCUGGUCUAUAACCACACGACGCGACCCCUCUGACCCUGGGGCUGCCCUGACCCUCCGGCUGGGCUCUUGCCAUCUCUCACCUGGCCUUGCUUCCUCCUUGGGGACAGAGGCCUGAGCGAGGAAGACUGGGAGCAGAGUCCUCAGAGGCCCACCCUGCCUCUGAGGCCCACCCUGCCUCCGAGGCCAAGGCUCUAGCCCCUCCCUCGGUUGUCUCCGACAAGCUCAGGCCUCCUGCUCCUGAGAAAGCUCUGGGAUCUGGGAGGAGCAGAAAACCUUUGAUCCCAGGAUCCCACACACAGAUGGACCUGUCUGCCUAGGAUUUCAGGGGAAGUUUGAGUUUCCUGUUCAGAGCUGCUUGCCCCACCCCCAGGGCACUGGGAAGGGGCUGAGGUGGUAUCAGAAGCUGGCCCUCCCUCUUUGCACCAUCCAGGGCUGGGAGGAAGGGGCCUCCCUGUAUAUUUUCUGCUGUACAGAGUUGCUUUUUGUUUAUUUAAUGCCAUGGGUGUAGGUGAGAGGAGCAGCAAGUGGCCAUGUAGCCUCUGCCACUUGUUCCCUCCCCGUAAAGAGUGAACCUCGAUCUGGUCUAGCCCAGCACAAAGAGCCAGACCCCCACAACCUCCCUACAACUCGAGGGCUCUCCGGCAUCACACUCCCAACCCGCUCCCAUACUUCUCACAGCCCCCAGUCCACCCCCAGUGUAAUAAAACGGUUUGUCCUGUGA